Effrenium voratum is the source of this 1712-nucleotide messenger RNA. The record is from the annotation of a GenBank genome assembly. NCBI's taxonomy places the organism in Eukaryota, Dinophyceae, Suessiales, Symbiodiniaceae.
AGCAUUUCGGCUGAGAGGCUGCAGGCCAUAUUGGCAGGGAUGCUGCAAGCUCCCGCAGCUUCAGAAAAGAUGCUCAGCCUGGCAUGACCUGAUUGGGCUGCCGAGGCAGAUGUCACAUCCUUCCUUCUUGGCGAUGCAUUUGCAACGUUCCCUUGCAGGUGGAGAGGCGAUGGAUGUGUUCAUGCGUUUGUUUGGGCUCUGCACGUUGGAGAAGGCGGAUAACUCCGAGAAAGAUGCAUCUGAUAUGCAACUCAGUGCAUUCGAGUACCGCCAGUACCAGACCAGAUUGGAACCCUCACAGCAACGACUGGUGGAGCGGGUGGUCAACCAAUGGGUGGCGAUGCUGGUGAAGGGCAUGGUUAUGAGGGUCAACGGAUUUGAGGAAAAGACGUUCCUUGAUCGAGAUUUGCUGAACCUGGAGCUCGGCGGAGAGUUGUAUCCUUUGGAAGCGUUGUGUCGCGUGGAGAUGUUCAAAGAAUCGGAUGAUGAGAUUGUAAACUUGCCGUGGGUCGUGGAGCUCACUUUCGACUUUGAAGAUGGCGAAACUAUACUGGCAUUCGCGUUUGACCGUGAGCGCCAUCGCCUGCAAUUCGCCUUGACGUUGCGUGUGUUACGAACACGCAAUGCGCAUCUUAACCUGUCUGGCACGUUCGAAGUUCUGAACCGGGAUGAGGAUGAGGAUGAAGAUGAGGGCCCCAGCUUUCACAAGAUGGUCACCUCCAACCGCUACGACGUUCAGGGUGCUGGCAUUUCUGUUAUCAUCAGCGUGGGCACACUGAAGAUUAAUCAGCAUUUGCGCUGCAACAACCGACAUGUUUACUUGGAGUUUUUCUCGGAUUACCCACGCCGAGAUAAGUUCCUGUAUGCAAGAUCCAGCUACAACAAUUUGCCUGGGACCGUCCUGGCUGACAGCGAGAACAAGAGGGAAUUGAAAGACCAGGAGAAGUCAGGCGCAGACCCUGACGGAAAGAGAAACCGCGGUGACCAAGCUCUAUGCAAAAUCAACUUUGACAUGAAGAAUGUGAAGAUGAAGAUCCCUAAAGUCCCCUUUACCAUUCAUGGCCGCUUGAUGGCGAAAGAUGACUUUUUCCCCACAGCUGUGGCAAAUUUUGAGCUGGCCAUCACGAAGGCUCACCUGCAAGAUAGGCGUGACAGCAAUUCGCCCAAAAAUCCAGAAGCCGUCGACCUUCCUCUGUUACGUGCUUGGAAGAAUGAUGAUGGGCCAGAAGAAGUUGCAGUUCUAGGCCUUCGAUUCAUUGGCAUCGUCACGGAGGAGAUGGAGAGGAAGAAAAACAAUUCUGGUGCACGCCGAAACGCUUCAAAUGCCGAUGGAAGCGGGGAGGCAGGUUCAGAUGAAGAUGAAGAGGAAGAGGAAGAGGAAGAGGACGAGGAAGCAGAAGACAGUGAAGAGGAAUCUGAUGAGAAUCAGGAGCCAGGUGGCACAAGCAGCUUGCAGGAGAGCGGCUCGAAGGGAAGUGAGCUCGCGAACUCGAGCAAUUCAUCUGCCUCUUAGACUCUUAGUGCAUGCUGGUAGCUUCGGAUAGCUGCACGCCUCCCUGUGCAUCAAAGUAUCUUUUUUUUACACCGGAUGCAGUCUGGAAACCAGAUAGGCAAGUGAAUUGGUGUGCUGAAUGAUUGCCACAAUGUCAAGCAUUAUGGCAUGCAUGGGCGGACGGUCAGAAAGAUCAGAAGUCUGACGGGGUCAAGCAGGG